AUGAUUAUUCAAUUUGCUACGAUCCAACUCUGGCCUUCGAUCACUGGAACUCGACCAGGGGUGCUCCUUCCGCAGAAAGCCUCUCUACCUCAUAACUCGUCCCUAAGCAAACGCAAACGGGGCUCGACUUUCCCAAGUGAUCUCCCUAAACACGUUUCGGCCAACGAUCUGCCAGACACAGUAUGUUAUCGCGAUAUUCAGCUCUUUUUUCUCAAAGACCCAGAAGGCAACCGUGACGUCCUCUGUGCUAUCAUCGAGUUUCGCAACCUUAAAGGGCGGCCUGAAGGUACUGAUGGAACCCAAUUCUUUAUGCAUGGGGAUUAUCAACUGGCGUACUGCCCAAUUGUGCAAAUCAUCUCGUACGCCUUCCGCGAUGGGGCGUUCCUCAAUACUAAGUUAUCACCGGAAAUUAUAUGGCGGCUUCAAGUUCCGAAACAUCUCUCUUCUCUUCUCCUGCGAUGGAAACCAGACAUAUUAGACACACCCCUCCUUCGGCGCGUGACCCGUACAGAGUAUGGCUACGAACUUGACAAGUCUUUGCCUAUGACAUACGACUCCAGCCGACAAGCGCUGCGGGAGUUAGGACGGGAUGCGAAGUUUGAAGAUGAUAUCGGUCACUACAAUUAUCGGCGCUGGACCGCAAAUGAAGGGAAUCGAAACUUUACCAGUCAGGAGCGACAAAGAGUCCUCGGCCAGUCUGGUGAUGGCGUUUUCGAAAGACACUACCAAUCUCAGUUUAUGCAGCGCAAUCUUCAGCAUGUGGUCCUUCUCUGA
This is a messenger RNA of Talaromyces stipitatus ATCC 10500, 774 nucleotides long. RefSeq lists its product as uncharacterized. NCBI's taxonomy places the organism in Eukaryota, Fungi, Ascomycota, Eurotiomycetes, Eurotiales, Trichocomaceae. The transcript is spliced from 3 exons. Bases 1 to 774 code for a protein of 257 amino acids. The record is from RefSeq and is a predicted model, not a curated record.